Molecule: messenger RNA, 945 nt
Organism: Aspergillus nomiae NRRL 13137
Lineage: Eukaryota; Fungi; Ascomycota; Eurotiomycetes; Eurotiales; Aspergillaceae
Exons: 3
Coding region: 1-945 (314 amino acids)
Source: RefSeq, a predicted model, not a curated record
AUGCAUUUCAACAACAAGAUCUCCGUCGCUCUGUUGGCCGCUCUGGCUGCUGGUUCCGAGGCCGGCCAUGCCCGCAACCACAAGCUCUUCCAUCCCCGGAACGUCAACUCGACCGUGUCCACCUCGUCGGUGAUUGUCUACCCAACCCCGGUGUUGACCCCCAGCUCCUCCGUGCCUGCUGGUUCUUCUCCUGUUUCCUCUUCUUCCGCCGUCACCUCCUCGACCUCGGACGCCAGCUCGUCGGCCAUUACCCAGGCUCCCCCUCUUAGCACUGGUGUCCCUGGAUCUUCUGGAUCUGGUGAUGACAACAACUCUGGAUCGGCCACGGAUAUCACCAUCACCUAUACCCUCGGCACUGGUACCUCGAAGAGCGUGGUCACCACCACUAUCCACAAGACUGCCACUAACACUGAAACUAUCUUCACCAAAACUCCUGCUGUUCCUACUGCCAGUAGCGAGGAGCAGACCACUACGCUUCACUCCACCUCUACUUCUACCGUCACCGUGGUAGAGGUUCCCUCUUCUUCUGCUGCCCCUGGCAACAGCGGCAACAGCGGCAACGACGGCAGCGAGGCUUGCACCGGACAGGCUACCGUCACCGUGACUGCCACCGUCACUGAAACCGUCACUGGGGCCCCUACCGCUACUGCUAAGCCCGGUGACCACGACCACCAGAAGCACCCUGGUAACUCUGGAAACCAUGGCAAGCACAACGGCAACGAUAAGGGUAACGACAACGAGGACGAGGAUAACAACGACCAGGGCGAGGACAACGAUGACGGUGCUGAGCACACCAAGGCCCCUCUCCCCGUCCCUACCCACUCUGGACGUCCUCCCUUCGGCAACGGCACCCUGCCCAUUCCCACCAGCGGCACCGCCAAGCCCACUGGCUUCUUGACCAGCAGCAAGCACGCUUUCCCCACCAACUUCCGCCGCUCCCACUAA